AUGUUUACAUAUACAAAUUCAUUUUUAUUAUUAAUAAUUAUAAUCUGUUUAACAGUAGAAUCUUUUAAAUUAAUUGAAUCUCAACCACAACUUACUACAACAUUUUCAAACAAAUACACAUUUGUCACUCCAAUGUUUACACAUAAACUCAAUACUAAAUUAUACGCCAAAAAUGAUAAUAAACGACAGGUAUAUAAUAAAAGAGAUAUAGUAAGUGAAGUUGGUGAGAAAUUGAAUAAGACUCAGAAAGAAGUUGGUCAAGUAGUAGAUGAAUUUUUAUCAUCUAUAAAACGUCAUUUAUCAAAUGAUUCUGAAGUAAGUUUAUCGAAGUUUGGUGUGUUUAAGAACAGUUUACGUGGUGAACGUAGAAUGAGGAAUCUACAAACUGGUGAAAUCUUUACUGCUAAACCAGUACAUGUACCUACAUUAAGAUUCUAUGAUACUUUCAAAGCUGAACUUAAUGAUAAACUCAAAUCUAAAGAUAAACGCAAUUAUUCUUCAUACAAAUAUUAA
This is a messenger RNA of Theileria annulata, 513 nucleotides long. RefSeq names its product bacterial histone-like protein, putative. Gene Ontology annotation, molecular function: structural constituent of chromatin; DNA binding. The record is from RefSeq and is a predicted model, not a curated record. Bases 1 to 513 code for a protein of 170 amino acids. The transcript is spliced from 2 exons. NCBI's taxonomy places the organism in Eukaryota, Apicomplexa, Aconoidasida, Piroplasmida, Theileriidae.